AUGAAUUCAAUUCUUGUGAUUUCCGGUGGACAGGAACAGUACGAUAAUGUGGCCUCAUCUAUAGAUUAUACUUCAUCUCCACGUUGGUGUAUUGGCUUUAUUUUAGUACUCACUGCUGCAUAUUUCAUUUUUCGAUCUGUUCUCGGGAAGUAUUUCAAUGAGCAAACGAAAUCACUUCAUAUUCUUUUUUUCAAUGAUGAUAUCACUAUGAAUGGGUCAGCACAAUCAAAUGUGGACCAUCGAUUGGAUGAAUAUAUUCACAGAUACUAUCCUCCAGAGAUCAUUACUGAAUACAUAGAACGAAUGAAACCAUUGGACGGUCAUGCUAAGAAAUCAACAGAGAAUCAGGAAGUAUCAAAUCUUGUACAUAGAUGCAAGAUAAACAUUAACAAUCAACCACAUCUUGAAAGAAAAACAGCAAUAAUAUGCACAAUUGGACCAGCUUGUGGAAGUGUGGAGAAAUUGAAAGAAAUGAUAUCAUCGGGAAUGAAUAUUGCUCGUCUUAAUUUUAGCCAUGGAUCACACGAGUAUCACGCAACAACGAUAAAAAAUAUACGCGAGGCAGUGCAAAGUUUUCAUCAAAAACCACUAGUUGCAAUUGCUCUGGACACCAAAGGGCCUGAAAUUCGUACCGGACUUAUAAACGGA
Cercopithifilaria johnstoni is the source of this 648-nucleotide messenger RNA. The record is from the annotation of a GenBank genome assembly. NCBI's taxonomy places the organism in Eukaryota, Metazoa, Nematoda, Chromadorea, Rhabditida, Onchocercidae.